CUCUGUUUUCCUUUCCACCUCUUGCAAUUCACAUCAACCAUGUUCCUCAUCUAUUUACUUCCUAUCUUGUUUACCAUCUACUUUUUCUAUACACAUCUCACAUCGCCCCUCUCCAAACCCCCUGGCCCAUUCUAUACCAAACUCACGCCUAUCUACCUUAUCUACAAAGAGUUUACCGGUCAACGGAGACUCUACAUCGACUCUCUGCACUCUACUUAUGGCCCCGUCAUCCGUAUUUCCCCCACCGAAUGCAGUUUCGCCAGCUUUGAAGCCAUGAAGGAGAUCUAUACCUCUGGCGGUAGUGGCUACGACAGAACAGAGUUCUACGAACUGUUCAUGCAGUUUGGAACCAAGACUUUGUUUUCCAUGCCGCCGAGAGGGGAGCAUAGUCAGAGAAAGAGGAUUCUUGCGGACAGAUAUGCGAAUAGCAAUAUAUUGAGACCAGAGACGGUGGAGGCCUUGACCAAGAGAGCGAGUAGGUUUUUGGAGAAUUGUUUACAGGAGGCAGGGGCUGAUGCCGACGUUUAUGUGAGUUUUGUCCGAGGAAAUUGGUGUAGAAAUGGAGACUUUGCUGAUGAGGUGUCAGNNGUGCAUUUGCAUUGUUUUGCGCUGGAUGGAGCGUCUCAGCAUUUGUUUGCUCCCUAUGGCACAAACUCGCUCGAGGACCCCGAAGAUUUCAAGAUUAUGCAGGAAAUGUCUUAUGCGGAUAGUCUGCGAGAGCUAUUCGACAGACUCAACUCAAAACGCUCGCGAUCAGUACCUUUUGCCAACGAAUUCGUCCUCGAAGCAGUGAGCAAGCCUAAUCCAGCAUCGUACUCUCUACUCUCAAAACUGCAUUCCAAAGCGUCGGAACUGGAGGAUCUUUCUGCCGCUGCAGAAUGUAUGGAUCACUUGGCUGCCGGUAUCGAUACCACUGGCGACGGUCUCUGUUUCCUCAUGCACGAACUCUCUCUGCCUGAAAACACACAUAUCCAGGAGCGCUUACGGGAAGAAAUAAACAGCAGCAACGACAAGAGUUUUGAUCAAUUGCCCUAUCUAGAUGCGGUGGUCAAGGAAGGACUCAGAGUCUUUCCACCCAUCCCUAUGAGCUUUCCGAGGUAUGCACCUGACGCCGGCGCAGUCUUGGAUGGCUACUAUAUUCCUGGCCACACCAUUGUUUCCUGUCAACCAUUCACGCUACACAAGGAUCCUCUUGUUUUCCCUUCGCCUGAGAGAUUCGAUCCGCAGCGAUGGCUUGAGGACAAAGGAGAAUUGGAGCGGAACCGCAUGUUCUUUGCCUUCUCACAGGGCGCAAGAGGGUGUAUUGGCAAGCAUUUGGCUUUGGCUGAGAUGAAGAUACUAUUGCGAGAGGUAUAUGGAAGCUAUAGGACGGUACUGAGCAAGGAGAAGGCGGAUAUGAGGUUUGAUGAUCAAGUCAUCUCUUCACGACCCAAGGGACAGAAAUGUCGAUUGCGAUUUGAGAAGGUUGUUUAG
This is a messenger RNA of Aureobasidium uvarum, 1473 nucleotides long. Lineage: Eukaryota; Fungi; Ascomycota; Dothideomycetes; Dothideales; Saccotheciaceae. The record is from the annotation of a GenBank genome assembly.